Funneliformis caledonium is the source of this 1262-nucleotide messenger RNA. The record is from the annotation of a GenBank genome assembly. NCBI's taxonomy places the organism in Eukaryota, Fungi, Glomeromycota, Glomeromycetes, Glomerales, Glomeraceae.
CACAUCUUUCCGCAGAAUCAACCAUGACAGAUGCUAACAAAAACUGGGCCGUCUUCCUUGACCGUAUAAAUCUUCCUGAAUAUGCCACACAUUUUGUUAGUGCAAGAUCAGAGCCAAUUUCUUGGGCUUCUCGUCCAGAUGAAAGGAUCGAAGAAUUUCUGAGAACUCGUAAUGUUACAGACCUUGAAGACAUUACAGUUAUUAUAUAUAACUUGAGAAAUCUUUCUGCUCUUCUCAGUGAGUCUGACUUUCUUGAGCUCCGCCCGCCUCGUCUUAGCUACAUUAACAGAGCCAGAAGUACUGGAAGAGACUGUACGGAAUCAUUUGGUCGCCACAGUCUUUUAGAGAGAGUCAUAGGAGAGCCAGAUUUCAUACAGAAAGAUUCAAACGCGGUCCUACGUCUUGUUAUCGAGGUAAAAACAAAGUGGGCUUUAUCUGCGAACAACCUUGUGACAACAUAUGCCCAGAAUCUUACCGAGCGUCGAAACGAAAUCACCUCUCCAAUAUGCGUUUACAAUCAACUGAGGCAGGUUUUCGGAUACCUUUCACACAACCAUCUCCAGUUCGAAGCUCUCACUACUUAUGAUAAAACCUGGUUUCUAUACAAACAAGAACCCGGCAGUCAGGACGCCGGAAGAAGCAGCCGACAUAGGAUGCCGAUGGCAGGCUGGGGAAGAAAAGGAGGCAAGAGAAACAGAGUGAUGGCUCGCCCAAAUCAUCCAUCGAACAGAGAAGAAGAGCAUGUGCCCUUGGAAUUCUUUGACUGGGGAAGCUUCAGAGUAUUCAACGUCCUUGGAACGUGCCGCACUGGGACAGUGUUCAAGGCUAUUCUGCACGGAGAACUAGUUGCAUUGAAAAUAUGUGACUUGUGGCAACAUCCGGACUAUGAAAAGGAAUUACUUAAUGAGGUCGAGGUAUAUAAUGCUUUGAAGGACCUGCAGGGAGAUUGUGUUCCGAGGUUCAAGGGUGCCGGAUACACUGCUGGUGGACUAUUUAUCAUUGCAACAGAUAUUGUUGGUAGGCCCCUGGAAGAUGCAGAAAGCUUGAGUGAUCAGGAGUAUCUGGUGAUUCAAACAGCACUGUCAUCCAUCCAUCGCCAUGGCUUUGUCCACAACGAUAUUCGCAAGGAGAACAUUCUGAUCAAGCGCAGCAGCUACAAAUUCUAUGCUUCUUUCAUCGAUUUUGCCUUCUCCAAGCAAGGCUGUAAACGCGACUUCCAGAAGGAGAUGAAGUCAUUGGCAAGGCUUCUCGGACAGUCAUAG